Molecule: messenger RNA, 5604 nt
Organism: Nymphaea colorata (pocket water lily)
Lineage: Eukaryota; Viridiplantae; Streptophyta; Magnoliopsida; Nymphaeales; Nymphaeaceae
Product: disease resistance protein RPV1-like
Exons: 5
Coding region: 105-5249 (1714 amino acids)
Biological process (GO): signal transduction; defense response
Molecular function (GO): ATP hydrolysis activity; ADP binding
Source: RefSeq, a predicted model, not a curated record
GAAACUCAACCCCCUCCAAAUAUCUCUUCUUGUAGACCUUCUUUGUCUUGAUUGAGGUGUGAUCACUGUAUGCAAGCUGUUGAGGCAAUUUUCUGGCAACCAAAAUGUUACUGGAGGAAUUAGAGGACAACACAGAGGUGGCGGAACAGAUAGGGCCAUUAACACCAUCACCUUCAUCACAACCGACUGGUCCUGGAUUCGAAUUUGAUGUGUUUUUGAGUUUCAGAGGAGCAGACACCCGGAUGGGCUUCACUGGGCAUCUCUACGAAGCCCUUGAGCUGCGCGGCGUUUCCACCUUCAUAGACAGCGAUAAGUUGGAAAAAGGGGAGGAGAUCAACGAGUUGUUUCAAUACAUGGAAAGGUCCAAAAUCUGUGUCCCCAUCUUCUCUGAAUGCUAUGCAGAAUCAAAGUGGUGUUUGAAAGAGGUCACCAAAAGUGUGGAGUGCCGGAAGGAGAUAAUCCCGGUGUUCUUUGGUGUGGAACCUUCGGAUGUCCGCAACCAGACCGGCCCCUUCAGAUCUGCGUUCGAGGAACAUGAAAAGAAGCUGAACCAAGAGGAGGUUAGGAACUGGAGGGAAGCAUUGAAGAAAGUUGGAAGCCUCUCUGGCUUCACUCUCAAGGACAUGAACGGGGACGAGGCGAAGCUAAAACUUGCGAUAGUUAAAAGGGUGCUAAGUAAAGUAAACAAAAUGGCGCUUGAAGUCGCAAAGCAUCCAAUUGGAAUCGAAACUCGUGUUGAAGACGUGAAGAGAAUCCUAGAGAGCAGAAAAAAUGAUGUUCACGUAGUUGGAAUUCAAGGCAUGGGGGGCAUUGGAAAAACAACGAUAGCCAAGGCGGUUUAUAAUGAGUUAAUCGAAGGGUUUAAUAACGCCAGUUGCUUUAUUUCGAAUAUCAGGGAAAAGUCUGGACCCCAGAAUCUUGGAUUGGUCGACUUACAAAAGCAAUUUAUUGGUGAUGUUUUGAAAGAAAAGGAUACAUCCUUAAGCGAUGUUGCACAAGGAAAAGUUCUGAUCAGAAAAAGGGUCAAUCGUAAAAGAGUUCUGCUUGUCUUAGAUGAUGUUGAUUCAGUAGAACAACUUGAUGCAUUGGCUGGUGGGAGAGACUGGUUUGGCUCAGGAAGUGUGAUAAUCAUCACAACCAGAAAUGAGGAGGUGCUGCUAGCCGGCAACGUGAAACAAGGUGAAAUUUACAAGCCAGAAAAACUGAAUGAAGCUCAGUCUCGACAACUAUUCAUUCUUCACGCAUUUAAUGGUGGUCGUCAACCACAAGGAGAGUUUGUCAACUUAUCAAACGAAGUUGUUGCAGCAGCUGGUGGGUUGCCCUUAACCCUAGAAGUGAUCGGAUCACUUUUGUCUUCCAAAAAGAAUGUACAAGAAUGGAAAGAUACAUUAGAGGAGCUGAGAAGGAUUCCCCCCAACGAAGUCCAACAGAAGUUGAAGCUAAGCUAUGACAGUUUAAAUCGCUUGCAGAAGAAAAUAUUUCUAGAUAUUUCAUGUUUUUUUAUUGGUUGGGGCAGACAAAGAGCUACUUACAUGUGGGAGGAUUGUCGCUGGUGCCCCAGUGCAGCAAUUAGGGUACUUGUACAAAAGUCUCUCGUAAAGAUAGAUGAGGAAAGUCAAGAGUUCGAGAUGCACGAUCAAAUACGAGACAUGGGGAGAGCCAUAGUUGAUGAAGAAAGCUCUGGAAAGCCUCAGAAGCAGAGCAGACUAUGGAAUUCUCAAGAUUGUCUGGAUUUUCUGCAAGGGAAGGUGCCAGGGACUAUCGAUGCCGAAGGGCUUAGGAUUGGACCAAAUGAGAAAAGGUUCUAUGGGGAAAGUGUGAGUGCCCGAUGCUUUGGAGAAAUGCGCAACCUGAGAUAUCUUAAUGCUAAGCAUGUAAACUUCCAUGGCAUAUUCCAGAGUUUUCCUGCUUUGAAAUGGUUGCAGUUGAACAAUUGCCAUUUUGACUCACCACCUUCUGGUUUUAAUCUCAACAUGGCUGUCAUCCUUGACAUCUAUAAAACCAACAUAGCCCAAAUUCUCAUAAACCAAUUGACAAAAGCAGGAAAGGCCUUUGAAAGAUUGAAAGUUCUCUCAAUUGGUGGAGCAGGAGUAACGACAACGCCUGAUUUCAUGAAUAUUCCUUUCCUGAUAAAGUUGACACUUGAAGAAUGCCCAGCAUUGACUUCAAUUAAUGAUUCUAUGGGAAAGCUCAAGAACUUGGAUUACUUUUGCAUAAAAGAAUGUCCUAUUCUAGAGAAGCUACCUGAUUCAAUUUGUCAAUUGAGUUCACUUAAAGUCCUUCGUAUUAUUUCCUGUUCCGUGAUUUCCCACUUGCCAGAAGAAUUGGAGGAUUUGGAGUCACUCAUGCAGCUUGAUAUUUACGGUGUGGAUAUCAAGCAAAUUCCUGAAUCAAUCAGAGAGCUUUCAAAACUUCGUGAGUUGUCUGUGGUUAGGUGCAGAGACUUGAGCAUGCUACCUGAUUCCAUUUGCCAGUUAAGUUCCCUUAAUGUCCUUGACCUUCGUGGUUGUUCUGCUUUGGCUUCUUUGCCAGAGCGAUUGGGAGACAUGGGUUCACUGAGGAAGCUUUUUCUUAGUGAAGCAGGAAUAGUCAAGAUACCUAAUUCAAUAGGUCAACUUAUAAGCUUGUGUGAGCUACAUAUGAUUCAGUGCACAAGACUAUCAAUGUUACCUGAUUCCAUUUGUAGGAUAACUUCUCUUGAAAUCCUUGACCUUCAUAGUUGUUUUGGUUUGACUUCUUUGCCAGAGCUAUUGGGAGACAUGAGAUCACUCAAGAAGCUUGUUCUUAGUCGAACAAGUAUAGAGAAGAUACCUGAUUCAAUAGGUCAACUUAUAAAUUUAUGUGAGCUACUGAUGAGUGGGUGUCAAAGACUAUCAAGGUUACCUGAUUCCAUUUGCCAGUUAAGUUCUCUUGAAACGCUUGAUUUGGAAUGGUGCACAAAACUUUCUUCCAUACCAAACCAACUAGGGGAAAUGCAGUCAUUAAAGAAACUUGAACUUACUUUGACAUGCAUUGAGACCAUACCUGAUUCAAUUGGACAGCUUACCAACCUCUGUUUGUUAUCUUUGCAAUGUUCAGCAUGUUUGAGAGGCUUACCUGAUUCCAUUUGCCAGCUAAAUUUGUUGGAAUCCCUCAACCUUGGAGGGUGUUUCUAUCUCUGCUCUUUGCCAGAAAGAUUAGGGGACAUGGAGAAGCUGAAAGAGCUUAUUCUCGACGGUACAAGAAUCCAAGCAUUACCUGAUUCAGUUGGACGACUUAAAAACCUCUGCCUGCUAUCUUUGGAAGACUGCAAGUCCUUAAAAGCAUUACCUAAUUCAAUCAGAGAAUUGAGCUGCUUACAACAUAUCAAAAUGUCUGGAACAAACUUAAGGGGUUCUGAGAGUGGCAGUUCUCAUCUUGCAGCCUCAGCUGAAGUGAGUUUUUCAUCAUCUGGUCAGUUGCUUGGCUUGUCUGGAACAAACUUAAGGGGUUCUGAGAGUGGCACCUCUCAUCUUGCAGCCUCAGCUGAAGUGACUUUUUCAUCAUUUGAUCAGUUGCUUGGCUUGUCUAGAACAAACUUAAGGGGUUCUGAGAGUGGCACUUCUAAUCUUGCAGCCUUAGCUGAAGUGACUGUUUCAACUUCGAAGUUGCUUGAUUUGUCUGAUGAAUCUCGCAAAGCCUUAAAGCAUCUUCACUUGGCUGAUACUAGGACUGAAGAGCUGCCUAAUUGUAUUAAACGGAUGAGAAACCUUGAGGAGUUGCUACUAGAAUGUGAAAUGCUUAGAGUUUUGCCCAACUGGAUCGAGCGAUUCUCCGAAAAACUUACGAAGUUGGAGGUUAGCAGCAAGGAACUACAAGCUUUGCCUGACUGCAUUGGAACACUCAAACAACUUAAGAAAUUUAGUCUUGAGUGUGAGAAUCUCCAAGCUCUACCUGGUUCCAUCGGAGGGUUAGAAAUUCUCGGCCGCCUGAAAAUUGAAUCUGCAAAUCUGAGAGCCCUACCGUUCUCCAUUGCUUCACUAGGAAGGCUUCAAUAUUUGUGGCUACGUUGCACGAGCUUGGAAGCUCUACCUGAUCCUGUUGGAGAACUAAAGGAACUUGAACACUUUGAAGUGUGGUCUGAUAGUCUCAAAGCUCUACCUGACUCCAUUGGGUCACUGAGAAAGGUCUCCAUUUUUAAAUUAAAGUGCCCAAAACUUGAAGCGCUACCUGAUUCCAUUGGAAACUUAGAAAGUCUUUUAUUCUUUGAAGUGAGAUCCGACGGUCUCAAAUAUUUGCCCAAGUCCAUUGGCUCCCUAAAAAGGAUUCAAUAUUUGUUAUUGAACUGCAUGAACCUUGAAGCUUUGCCUGGCUCUAUGGAAACAUUGGAGAGCCUUAAGGAUUUAAAAUUGCACUGCAACAAGUUGAUGGUUCCACCUGAUUUCAUUGGACGAUUGGAAAAUCUGGUGAAGUUCUCAUUCAGGAGCAAAAAGCUAAAACAGUUGCCUGCAACAAUUGAGUCUUUGGGGAGUCUUAGAUCUUUAUCUUUAAGGGGCUGUGAGAACUUGGAUGAGGUAACGGGAUUUGCUGACCUCUCAUCCUUACAGUCCCUUGAUUUGUCAUACUGCAAAAGCCUUGAGUAUAUUCCUCAGCUUCCCUCUUCUCUGCUCUGGCUUGACGCUGCCAAUUGCACCAAUUUGCGGAAAACUUCAGAUGUUUCACACUUGAAAGCUUUGGAGAACUUGAAUUUGAGGGGCUGUAAGCUGCUCGAAGAUGUGCCUGGCCUCGAACAUAUCACGAACAAGCUCGAAGUGCUGGGUUUGCCUGGUCCUUGUGAUCUCGUGGGGUGUUGCCACCUUAGUAAUGAUUUCAAAAGGAGAGUGCUCAAAAAUAAGGAGGUAACUUUUGGAAGUUUGAAAGAAUUCGAGAUGUCAGGGUCUGUGGUGCGAGGGUCAUCAACAGGACAGCAGCAACUACACUUCAUGCUCCCGAGGUUGCCAUUUAGUUGGCUGAGGGGAGUGCAGCUGAGUCUGGGACUAGACAAGGUUGUCUCGCCCGUCCAUGUAGCGAUCAUGGCCGAUGACACUAUUGUGUUUCAGAAAAUUGUUGAAGUCGAGGGCACCACAAUCAAACUCAACCUCGGAGAGGAGAGCUUCAUGAACACAGGAGAGAGAAAAGGGGAGCAUUGCUUUACAAUGCAGGUGAUAGCAGAUGUGUCUGAACUGCAAGAUGCCAUGGCAAUUCUCCAAUACUUGAAUGACUUUCGCUUUCUGUCACAACAUUUAUUUUAGAUGGAUGGUGUUUGCCUUUGGAAGAAGCCCUCAAAAGGAAGUAGUUCGUAGCCAUCAUGACCAAUGACAUAUCAUUCCUUAGAAAGCUGCCGAAGGAGAGUAUUGUGAAUACCGGGAGCAUUGUGAACAAAGUGCAUGGAAAAUUUCAACUUUGUUUGUAAAGUUUGGCUUCAUUCUCACUGCAAUUAUCAUGAACAACAUUGCUUGUGACCAUCUGAUGGAUCUAAAUUGCAACAGCCAUACAUUUCUUCUUUUCACAUAUAAGAGUGCAGCAGUCAAGGAAGUGGGCGAUCCCACAUAAUGAAUCCAAGUUGAAUCACUUACAUAAGUCCAGCGGAGAAGCAUUCUGCAUCGA